GGCUCUCACUAUCUCAGCUUUCGUUUUUGCUUUGCACAUCUGCAGGUUUAUGUGACUUGUGAUUAUUUCUGUGUUGCAGUGGUUCGUGAAGAGCGAUAACCAGUGAAUGAUGGAAGGGAAUACAAAGACAGACUGAUAAGCAAUUUACCCCACCACAUAGUCCUCCAUAUCCUCUCCUUCCUCGACAUGAAGCAUGUUGUUCGGACCAGCAUUUUGUCCAGAAGAUGGAGACACCUUUGGAAAUCUCUUCAGUACCUAAACUUUGACCACAACCUAUUCUCUUCGAUUUCGAUCAGACAGCAAAGUAGGAAAAGAGAGCAAUCCUUUACGAAUUUUGUGUCCAGGGCACUCUUCCUUCGUAACCACAGAACUGACAUAGUGAAGUUCAAUAUCUCCUGUGAUGAACAUUGUUGUGUUGACAGCCUCACUGCAUGGAUCCUUGUUGCGAUAAGCCAUAAUAUUGAAGAAGUUCAACUUCAAGCUUUUCGUGAUAUAGAUAUUCGAUUACCCCGUGAGAUAUACAUCUGCAAUUCCUUGCAGACGCUGAAGUUGAAGUCUAAUUCAUUCGGACUUUCUACUCUUACUUUACCCGGUUCAGUGAGUUUACCUCUUCUCAAAUACCUAUCUUUUGAAUCAAUUAGUUUCAUAAAUGAGAAGUCGAUAAGCAACUUCCUCUCGGGGUGUCCCGUCCUGGAAAAAUUAUUCUUUCACUACUGCAAUUUCCGUCCUUUGAAGUAUCUCCUCGUUAGUUCUCUUUUACUAAAGGAGUUGGUUAUAGAAAGUGAUGACGAUUAUGACAGCGAGUGCCACUUCACGAUAGAUACACCCAACCUAAAGUAUUUCAGGUGCGGAAGAUCCAUAAGAAAUGAGUAUAUUCUACUGGACAUGCCUUCUCUGGACAAGGGUAACAUUGGAAGGAGAAUUAUAGAUGAGAUGGAUUUUAUAUAUAAUCGCAUGGAAUCGGACAUGGCGAUGGCCAUGUCGAUACUUGGGUCGUUCAGAGAAGAAUAUGCUCAACGCAUGAUGAAGAUUCUCAGAAGUCUUGGCAAAGCAAAAGAUCUAUCCUUAUCACCAUGGGCGGUUGAGGAAUCAUUUUAUUCCAAAAGCGAUACAGGAAAACCGGAACCAGAGUUCACAUCGUGUCAUCUCAAGUCUGUUGAGAUCUCAAAUUUUCUAGGAUGUGAGAAUGAACUCCGGUUUUUGAGGUUUUUGUUGAAGAAUGCAAUGAAGUUGGAAAAAAUCAUAAUCACUUCUUCAAAUCUGGCAACUGUUAAACGGAAAAGGAAAUGGAGGACUAUAAAAUCAUUUCUGCGUGACUCUCCUAGUAUUAUGGCUGUCGUCACCUAA
Molecule: messenger RNA, 1347 nt
Organism: Nelumbo nucifera (sacred lotus)
Lineage: Eukaryota; Viridiplantae; Streptophyta; Magnoliopsida; Proteales; Nelumbonaceae
Source: RefSeq, a predicted model, not a curated record